Messenger RNA from Drepanopeziza brunnea f. sp. 'multigermtubi' MB_m1, 1023 nucleotides. RefSeq lists its product as uncharacterized. The record is from RefSeq and is a predicted model, not a curated record. Lineage: Eukaryota; Fungi; Ascomycota; Leotiomycetes; Helotiales; Drepanopezizaceae. Gene Ontology annotation, biological process: transmembrane transport. Gene Ontology annotation, molecular function: transmembrane transporter activity.
AUGUCUUCAACAAACUCGGUUAAACAGGCCGCCGAGGCGACACGAAACAAAACCUCUGAGGCUAUCGAUGCUACGAAACGUUUUGCAGAUAUUGUCAAAGAAGACCACAGUUCUGCAAAAAAUACCUUCCUCCACACGCCCUUUGUGAGAGGAGCUCUGCCCUUUAUCAAUGGAGGCCUAGCGGGAAUGGUAGCAACAACGGUCAUUCAGCCCAUCGACAUGGUCAAGGUUCGACUUCAGCUAGCCGGCGAGGGCGCCAAAAGCGGUCCUAAAGCCAGCCCGCUGUCCGUAACAAAGGAGAUCAUUGCUGCCGGAAAAGUAAUGGACCUAUACACGGGGCUCUCGGCCGGCCUCCUCCGCCAGGCAGUUUACACUACUGCACGCCUGGGCUUCUUUGACACUUUCAUGAAGACGCUCACUGCGAGAGCCAAGGAGAAGGGAAACAGCAUUGGCUUCGCCGAGCGCGCAAGUGCCGGCAUCACAGCCGGUGGUCUUGCAGCUAUGAUUGGGAACCCAGCCGAUCUGGCCCUCAUCCGCAUGCAAUCCGAUGGCCUCAAGCCUCUCGUGGAGAGGAAGAAGUACAAGUCCGUCAUUGACGCCCUCAGCAGCAUUUCCAAGUCAGAAGGCGCGGGUGCUUUGUGGGCUGGCGCAGCACCUACGGUUGUGCGAGCUAUGGCUUUGAACUUUGGCCAGUUGGCAUUCUUCUCGGAAGCGAAGCAGAGGCUCAAGGAUACAAGUCUAAGUCCAAGAGCGCAGACGCUGACGGCGAGUGCGGUUGCCGGCUUCUUUGCAAGUUUCUUCAGUUUGCCAUUUGACUUUGUGAAGACGAGGUUGCAGAAGCAGAAUCGGGCGCCGGAUGGCAGUCUGCCGUACAAAGGGAUGGUACACUGUUUUUCCAAGGUAGCGAAGGAUGAGGGGAUCCUGAGAUUCUACCGGGGAUUCAGUACUUACUAUGUGAGGGUUGCGCCGCAUGCGAUGGUGACGUUGAUCGUCGCCGAUUAUUUGGGCUUUAUAACGAAGUGA